Trifolium pratense (red clover) is the source of this 789-nucleotide messenger RNA. RefSeq lists its product as uncharacterized. NCBI's taxonomy places the organism in Eukaryota, Viridiplantae, Streptophyta, Magnoliopsida, Fabales, Fabaceae. The transcript has 4 exons. The record is from RefSeq and is a predicted model, not a curated record. Bases 1 to 789 code for a protein of 262 amino acids.
AUGUCUACCACCAGUCACUCUUUCAUCAACUGCGCAACUUACCUGGAUGUUGAAUCUGCGCAAGAAAUCGAUGAGGCCCAAGGUUCAUGUGUGCAUAAGAUACUCAGCAACAUCCAUACUUUCCAUAUGGAGUAUGAUCCUCAUAAUAGGUUAGGAAGAUUGCCUAAAUGUUUUGUUCGUGAGUUUGGUGAUUUGAUUGGUGCAAGUGUCAUUCUAAAGGAUCCUAAUAAUAAUGAGAUCCAAGUUCGGGUCUUGAAAACAACAUCUAAUGACAUGUAUUUUGAGCAAGGAUGGUUGGUUCUUAGGGACUUCUACGACAUAUGGUUUGGAGCGUGGCUUACUUUUACAUAUGUUAAUCCCAAUCUUUUGGCCAUAAGUCUUACAACCAGAUGGGGCAUUGAUGUUAAGUAUCCUUUCCAUGAUCCUCCGCAUAAAUUUAUGUUGGCAAACACCAUUAUUAGUGGCAAUAUUGGGUCAUCUUCAUCUCUCCCGUCUUCCUCCAAUGGUUCUGUGCUAUCAAGUUCCUUUGUCCAUUCCUACCUUAAGAAAUUGACCUUAUAUGAUGUUGAAUCUGGAUUCUUGGUGUUGCCCUGGUAUGGCUUUGGUGAAUUUGCCUUCGCAUUUACUUUCAAUGAAUUGGUGCUGGUUGAUCAUACCGGACGUCGCUAUCCAUGUCGCAUACAGUUUACUGUGGAUUCUAAUGAUUUUGAUCAAGUGGUAGUUGAAGAAUUUGAUCAACUCUUGCUUUAUCAGUUGGAAACGACGUUGGAACACCAAGGGAAGAUAUAA